AUGUUUCACUCAAAGAGGUCCAUUUUUUUUCUGCUGUUUGUUUUUUACUCUGCGAUAUACUGUCAGUCAACCAUUUUUGACCCAGAAACUGGAAAGUAUUAUCCAAUAUCUGAUACUUCUCGUAAAGAAGAUGUUUCAUUCCUGUUACCUGAUCCAGAUCCUAAAGAAUUUCCCCCAGAAUUCCUAGAAUCUUUGUUAAAGCAUUGUGAUGAUCCAAUGCCUGGUUAUAUAGAAAUGUUAUCAAAAGCAUGGAUUGCUUUCAAAGAGCUAGGUUUCAAUUGGUCACGAUAUCCAUCAUCAUCUUUCGCCUUCGCACGUCGUAUCCUCAUUGCUAUAAAUCCUAUCCAAGUAUUUCAUGCUGUAUUCUUAGGUAUUUUACUUACUCUGUUACGAGUUUACAUCAAGAGGCGAGUUUUAGUGAAACUCAUUUGUGACGUGGGUGUAACACCAGAAACGUCUAACAAGCUUAUUGAAUCUAGCUGGAAAGCCUUUUGGUUCCUGUCUAUGUGGAUUUUUAGCUUGAAAGUUGUAUUGUUAAGUGGUAAGACAGACUUUCAAUAUCCUUUGCGUACUUUACGUGGAGUCAGAUUUGAAGUCGGAUACUUCGACAUUCCAACUCCAUCAGACUACUAUUGGCUUUAUACACUGCAACUGGGCUUUUAUAUUCAUUCAUUCUGGAGUGUAUUUUUUAUGGAUGCAUGGCGUAAAGAUUCAACUGUAUUGGUAAUUCAUCACCUACUAGCAAUUUUACUUUUGGAAGGUUCACUAGUUUUAAGACUUCAUCGUAUGGGUGUUCUAGUGCUUUUUUUGCAUGAUUUAUGCGAUGUAUUCUUAGAAUUGGCUAAAGUGAAUAUCUAUCUACGUAUUCGACAUGGGAAAACUCAUCCUAUUCAUAUGACUAUUGCUAAUAUCUUUUUCGUGCUGUUUGCUGCUUCAUGGGUUGUUUUACGACUCUACUGGUAUCCAUUGAAAGUACUGUAUGCUACAUCUUGGGGAGCUUAUAUUGCUUUAGUUGGUCGAGAGAGUCGAGGUUUCCUAUUCUUCAAUUCCUUGUUAUGGGGAUUAUUCUUAAUGCACAUCUAUUGGUUCACGUUCAUUCUACGAAUGGCUGUUCGCCUACUGACAAGCCCCUUGGAAGCAUGUGAAGACGUACGAGAAGAUGAAAAGAAGUCAGACGACAUCAAUCAUCAUAAUCAUACAAAUAUGUCGGAGAGAUCACUGAAUAGUCACGCAAACACCAGCACCAAUACUACCACCACUAAUACGCUUGAUACAACUACUACGGUGGAUACAGUUUCAUCUGUAAGACAGACCAUAGGCAUAGCAAAUAAUAAAUCGCUAAUGAAUGGAAGCGCAUGUAAGUCGAACAAGUGCAAUUAA
Heterobilharzia americana is the source of this 1380-nucleotide messenger RNA. The record is from the annotation of a GenBank genome assembly. NCBI's taxonomy places the organism in Eukaryota, Metazoa, Platyhelminthes, Trematoda, Strigeidida, Schistosomatidae.